AUAUCGUUUUUGUGUUAGACACAAAGCCGGUAGCGACGAAGGGCAAAUUCGGAGUUCUUUGAUAGGUUGGAGGCCGGAUAACCUACAGUUUCAGUUGUGGCAAGGCCCUAUAUAGACAGUUGUGGAAGUGAUAUGGAUACCGUACUGCUGGGCGUACACCGGUCAGACUACGAGGCAGCGCUGAAGACGGCCCUGACUCGCACCCUCGUGGCCAAGUCUGCCCACCUGCCUGUGCCGGAGGACGAGUGUCGCCGCAUCCUGGCGGCCGGCGUGGCCAUUAUACAGUCGGCUCCUACCGAUGCACUGGCGGAGACCGGCGCGCUGGUCGUCAGAGAAUGGGGACGCCACCACGCCGCGGUGCUGGAGCAGGCCGCCGUGGCCGUGGUGCUGGAGCCACUGCUGGACGGCCCGGUGCCGCUGUCGGCGCCCGCCGGCACGGCCCUGCUGGCCUGGCUGAUGGAGCGGCAGCCGUCCCUGGUGGCCACCGCGCGCCGCCGGCUGUCCCGCCAUGCGGCCCACCCGGGCCACACGGCCGACACACUGGCGGCGCUGGCCGGGCUGAUGAUCGACCGGCCCGCCUGCCGGCCCAGGUUUGAGGACGCCGUCACCCUCAGCCAGGGUCUGAUCCGGGCCAUGGCCCCGCUCCGGAUGCCAGAUCAGAGUGGCCAGAUCAGCCUGUUCGUGUCGCAGAUGGAGCAGCUCGGACUGUUGUUUCAGGAGCUGUUUAGUAGCACACAAACGGUGGUCAGAGCUAUGGAUACGCUCUACGAGGUCAUGACCGGAUCAGGCGGCGGUUCGGUGUGUCCGGCUCUCAGCGUGGUGCUGCAGGCGGUGCCCGUGAAGUUGGUCACCCCCGCCUGCUCUCAACUGAACAGUCUCAAAUCGGGCGGCGCGGAGACGACGUGCGCCGGUAUCGGCGUGCUGUGUGACUGGCUGCUGGUGUGGCCGCGCGCCACGCGGCUCGCUGUCUGGGUGGCCGCCCUGGUACGGGAGGCGGCCGGAGGCGGACACACGGCCGACCUCGACCGGCUGGUGCUGGCCAGAAUUGAUAAGUUGUUCCAGGGUCUCACGCUGCCGGCCGGCCGCCGCUCGGUGUUUCCCGUUGUCUCGCUGCUGCUGCUCGGAUUCCAGCGAUCGCCGGCCGCCUUCUUCAAGGUUUUGCCCCGGGUGCCCGAUCUGCUGGACCAGCUGCGACAGGAGGCGGCCGGCCGCUCCGACAGCGCUGACUUCUGCCAAGUGGCUGACCUAGUACAGACACUGAUGCGGCUCCACCCGAGCUGCGUGCAGCGCUACUCGGCCAUAGUCCGCGCCCUGCAGGGCCGGUCGCCGCCGCCGCCGUCUGUGAUGGCCAGUCUGCUCGUUUCGUCCGCCUGGACGGAGCCUUCCCAGGGCUCUGAACCGACCAUCGGCGAGGCCCCCCUCUCGGCGCCGACAGAGCCGGCCGGCGCGCCAGGCCAGCGCCGCCGCGGUCUCAUCAACCUCGGAAACACAUGCUAUAUGAACGCCGUGCUGCAGGCCCUCUUUCACUCGGACCAGUUCCGUAGUGAGGUGCUGGCGGCGCGGCUCUCUCCCUCGCGCCCCCACCUGGCCGCCCUGCAGCGGGUGUUCGCCUUCCUCGCCUUCUCCGAGCGGCCUGCCUACAGUCCGGCCGAGUUUCAGAGAGUGGCUCUGCCGCCGUGGUUCGAGCGCGGCCGACAGCACGACUGCUCCGAGUUUCUCAGGUAUCUCCUAGACGCCAUGCAUGAGGAGGAGCGGACUCCGGCGCCUCCCGCCGCUACCGUCUCUGUCCCAGCACCGGUGCCACCGGCUCCCGCCGCCGCCCACGCCAGGGAUGACUCCAGUGUCCCGGGCUCGGGCGCGGGGGACCGACCGCGGCCCCGGCGCCGGCACCGCUCCUGCGACACGGCUCCGGCCGCCGGCGGACCGCCGCUGGUACCGCUGUCAGACCUGGUUAGUGACGAUGUAGUGAUGGCCGAGCCUGACAGCGGUGGCGAUGGUGCAGAGAGAACUGCAGGGAACGUGCCCUCUGAGACUGCUGACAGUAGCUGCCCGCAGAGGUCUGAGCCUGACGGUCAGGAGGGAUCCGCUGCGGGCGCUGAUGGCGGCACGGGUGACGCGAGCUCCGAGGAGGCGGCGGCUGGUCUGGUGCGCCGACUGCUGACGGGGCGCGCCGAGACCACGUACACGUGUCUCACGUGCGGCGGCGUGUCGCGCCACGUGGACGCCGUGACGGACGUGCACCUGGCGCUGCCGGAGGUGCUGACGCGCUCAGCCACGGUGGCGGCGGCCGGAGCCGGCGGAGCUGAUACCACCGCUGCGAUCGGUCCUCAGCCACGGCCGGAGGGCUGGCGGGACCCUCCGCCGGACUGCGGUAAGGGUGGAACGGUCGGGGAGGCAGCGGCGGCCGGAGAGGCAGGAGAGUCAGCGGCGGCUGGAGAGGGAGAGACGGCAGCAGAGACGGAGACUGCUGAACUAGCGGCGACGGGAGAGGAGGGGAUGCAGUCAGACUUUGAGCCGAUGGAGGCCCAGGAGCCGCCGGGACAGGGCGAUGAGCCGCCUCAAUCCGCGUCCGACCGGCUGGAGGGACAGGAGUCGGACUCUGACCAGGCUUCCGGUGCCGGCAGCGACGCUCGUCCGCUCGAAGCGAACAAUGCUACCUCAAGUGGCUCAAAUGUAGAGCGGCGGCGGGAUCAGGAACAAGCAGUAAUGGCUGGUUCAUCACAAUCAACACCGUGUGAUCCGGAGCCGGCACCCGCGGAGCCUGCUCCCGUAUACCGCCCGCUUCCUAAGCUCGGUCCGGAGCCGGCUCCCGUGCUCGGUCCGGAGCCGGCUCCCGUGUUCGCACCGGAGCCGGCUCCCGUAUACGGUCCGGAACCGGCUCCGGUCCAGGAAGAGACACCAGACAGCGAGCCCGAAGUCGAUCUGACCGUGUCUGACCUGCUCCGGGACUACCUGGCUCCGGAGAGGCUGUGCGGCGACAACCAGUACCACUGCGUCAGGUGCGCCGGCCUGCGGGACGCCGAGCGGCAGCUGCGUCUGCUGGCGCCGCCACCUCACCUGGUCGUCUCCCUGGUAAGGUUUGUUUUCGAUCGGUGCACCGGUGCCCGGCGCAAGGUGUUGGCGCCGGUGGGCCUCACCGAACGACUGGAGGUGCCGCUGGCCGACCGGCCGCCGGCGCAGUACCGGCUGUACGCGGUCAUUGUGCACGCCGGUCACUCGCUGGACGCCGGCCACUACUUCUCGUUCUGUCGCGCGUCCGGAGCCGGCAGCUGUGACGGCGGCGGCGGGCUGGGGGAUGACGACUGGUGGCGGCUGGACGACAGCUCGGCGGUGCCGGUGACGGCGGCCGCCGCGCUGGGCCGACCGAAACGCUCCACAGAUGCGGCCUACACACUCCUCUACCGACUGGCAGAGUCGAGUCCUGCUGACGACUGUCCGCCGCCGGCGAUGGCCGCGCUGCCCGGGCCGCUGCGGGCCGCCGUGGACCGCGACAACGCCGUGUACCGACAGGAGCGGCGGGGCCGGCCGGUCGGCGCGCUGCCGCUGGUGCACAACGGACGGCCGCCGCCGGGCGCCGGCUGUGGCGGCGAUAGCGGCCACCCGGGCCCGGGGUUCGUCUGCUGACUGACUGGCGGCCGGACCGUCACCGGUGGGGUGGUACUGCUUCUCUCCCUAUGUUGGGGCGCUGUGGGUGUCUCCCCGGCUCCCCGACUGGUCUCCGAUGUUCGGGCGGCCGGGGCCGAGCAGAGCCGGGCUGUUCAGAGAUGAGUUAACCUGUGCUGUGAUAUUCGAGCCCGUGUUAUCUAAUGUUGUGUGAGUAUUUAUACUGUAUAGUUCAUGCUGCCCAUUUCUGUGGGCUGCCACAUUGAGCGACAUAUUCUCUUCAUAAUGUGGCAAUAUACAACGACUUAUGUGA
Messenger RNA from Amphibalanus amphitrite, 3916 nucleotides. RefSeq names its product ubiquitin carboxyl-terminal hydrolase 35-like. The transcript is spliced from 12 exons. Lineage: Eukaryota; Metazoa; Arthropoda; Thecostraca; Balanomorpha; Balanidae. The coding region runs from base 133 to 3624 and encodes 1163 amino acids. The record is from RefSeq and is a predicted model, not a curated record. Gene Ontology annotation, biological process: protein deubiquitination. Gene Ontology annotation, molecular function: cysteine-type endopeptidase activity; cysteine-type deubiquitinase activity. Gene Ontology annotation, cellular component: cytosol; nucleus.